Messenger RNA from Cuscuta campestris, 2386 nucleotides. NCBI's taxonomy places the organism in Eukaryota, Viridiplantae, Streptophyta, Magnoliopsida, Solanales, Convolvulaceae. The record is from the annotation of a GenBank genome assembly.
GAGAAGAAAUCUAGGGAAACGAGAAGAUAAUCGAUCAGGGCAUUAAACAAUCCAGGCUCACCUUCUCUCGAUGCAAAUCUAAAGGAGCGAAAAUAGAGAGAGAGCGCGAAUCUAGGAAAGCGAUACCAAUGGCUUCCAUGAAGGUAACAAUGGCGUCUAAGAAAGGUGAUAGCGAAGACAGCGAUUUUGUGACGAGGGAAUCCGAUGAUAUGCUUCUGACAAUGCCUAACGGACUCGUCUAUAAACGCCUAUGUAAGCCGAACCUACUGGAUACAAAACCUGAAGCUAAAAUAAAUUCAUACUGCAAUGUUGGUAAUGGGGUUAAGAAGUUGAAAGAAGUGCUUUCAAAAGACGAACUAAGUGAAUUUCGAAAGACUGCCUUUGGAUAUUGGUAUCCAUGGGGAGAAGAUGUGUGGAAAGAUCUGGUAGAGAAUGUUCGGAAAUGCUGUUGUAUUAUGAAUACAAGCAAGAAACCAAGGUUCAAUUUCCCUGGAUUCCAUUUCGCUUUACAGAUAUGGGUGUAUGAAACAUUUCCAGCACUGAUGCAAGAGAAGGAAUGUAUACUGGAUGAAGGAAAGAAGACAUCAUGGCCAAGGGCAUUGAGAUGGUCAGCGGACGGGAGGACCACCAAAGAGUUGUUGGAGAAGAAAAUAUUCAAAAAUGAAAAGUUUGAGUGGACAGAGAUGGUCAAAUCUGAUGAAGAAAAGCUCAUUCUCAAAAAAGCUAGGAACUGCCUAUCUCUUCGGAUACUAAACAUGACCAUGCCAGAAACAGCUGUUACUGCUCAUAAAAAGGAAGGUCAAAAUUUGGAACAAGAUAAGACUGGAGACUGUGUAAAGGAGAAGGGAGAAGACAUGGACAUUGAUUGGAUGAAUGGGCUGUUGACUGAGGCAAACACUGAUCACAAUUGCCAGGUGAUGGAAGAUGGUUUGGAGGAAGGCCAGAAAAUGGAGAGUGUCAUUGACAAUGUGGAAACAGCAUCACAAGCUGCUCGGGCAGCAGAGGAUUUGGAUCCAGCCAUUUGGGACAUUAGUCCUUACUCUGAACAACCAAAGGUCGCAGAGGGUAUCAUCAGUUAUUUGUUUCCCACUGAACAACCACAUCUCCUAAAUGAUGUUCCCACUGAACAACCACAAGUCCUCACUGAUAUUCCCACUAAACCACCACAAAAAAUCAAUGAUAUUCCCAAUGAACCACCACAAAUGCCCAAUGAUGAUCCGAGUGAUGGUAUAGAUGUUGAACCACAGCUCAAUGUUGGUCAACUUGAGGACAUUCAGGAUGAACAAGUAGAAGGCCCUGAUGCUGAAGAACAACACACUAAGGAUAUUGCCAUUGACCAACCAGAAGACACUACAAGGCAGAAGAGGGUUGUGAAAUGCCCAGAUAAGUUUACUCAUUCUGACAAAAAAUUAAAGACAAGAAAGGCAAAGAGCAGACAAGGACCACAGACAUCUAAACAGAAAGCCACAGAUGGUGGUGAUGACAAUUCGCAACUCAACAAUGUGGAGGCCGAAGCUGGCAUGGCAGAAAGUCAUCCCGAAGGGCUGAAAUUAGCAUUAACUGCUGAGAAUGUGGAGUUGUUUUUAGCACAAGUAACAGACAGCCUAUUUGUCAGUCUAUUGAAGAAAGAAUAUGACAACUACUUGGGAAAAAGGAAAACCAUUGCUGAAGCAGCAUUGAACACUUCAAUACUAAAACCAAUCGUAGGGGCUGUGCCAGAAUUGGGAGGACGCUGGGUAGAAUGCGAUUAUAUUUACAUGCCAAUCAACACUGGAAACCAUUGGAUACUGGCUGUGCUUGACAUAUCAAAGAAAUGCAUCGGGCUGUAUGAUUCUAACAGCAAGGGGAAGACCAGUCGCCACACAAAACCAUACCUUCCAUGUCUACAGAUCUUACUGCCAAAGGUGAUGGACAAACUGGAAGUGUACAAGGAGCGGAAAAUGCCUGAGAUGGGAGAUGAUGUGCUAGGCAUUGUGAACGUAAAUGAUUGCCCACAACAACAGGACGCGGUGAGCUGUGGCAUAUUCGUUGUAAAGAUGGCUGAGCAUCUAAUCAUGGGGAUGGAAGUGGAUGAAAUGGAUGUUGCAGGCAUUGAGAGUUUCAGGAAAAAAUUUGCAACAAAAGUGCUAUUAUAUGCAAACAGGAGGGCUGACCAGGAGGGCCGAGCAUUGGCAUGGGAAAUGUAACCAAGUUUAAAAAACUUUUAGGUUUAAGUAUGCUGUUGUAGUAGUUGCACUAUGGGUUUUAAGUGCAGUAUCAGUACUUUUCCUAUUAUUAGUAAUAUGGGUUGUAAGUGCACUAUCAAUACUUUUUAGACAGAAUCUUGUAAUAUGGUUGGUGAUUGAAGUAAUCACAUUACUUUUUUGCAUAAAAUUGGGGCACAGUA